Molecule: messenger RNA, 381 nt
Organism: Cariama cristata (Red-legged seriema)
Lineage: Eukaryota; Metazoa; Chordata; Aves; Cariamiformes; Cariamidae
Product: potassium voltage-gated channel subfamily E member 1-like
Exons: 1
Coding region: 1-381 (126 amino acids)
Biological process (GO): membrane repolarization during action potential; regulation of ventricular cardiac muscle cell membrane repolarization; regulation of heart rate by cardiac conduction
Cellular component (GO): membrane
Molecular function (GO): transmembrane transporter binding; voltage-gated potassium channel activity involved in ventricular cardiac muscle cell action potential repolarization; potassium channel regulator activity
Source: RefSeq, a predicted model, not a curated record
AUGUUGGUGCUGUCUAAUGACACAGCCCUGAAUUCACUCCUCUCCAAGCCGCUUCAAGACUACCUGGAGCAGAUGAAUAGCUCCGCACCUUCCCAGGUCAGAAGUGCCAGCAGCAACCUAGAAAUCGUCUACGUGCUGCUGCUGAUCGGCCUCUUUGGCUUCUUCACAGUGGGGGUCAUGCUGACCAACAUCCGUGCCAGGAGGCUGGAGGACUCCCGCGACCCCUACAACACCUACAUCGCCACAGACAUUUGGCACAAGAAGGACAGGCAGUACUUUCAAGCCAAGCUCAUAGAAAAUUACAAGUUGUGCUGCGUCUUUGAAAACCAACUGGCUGUGGAGCAGCCAAGCACGGAGAUUCCCGAGGCAAAGUCUUCCUAG